This is a messenger RNA of Malaclemys terrapin pileata, 2572 nucleotides long. It is a transcript of the gene PAK1, whose product is annotated as p21 (RAC1) activated kinase 1. Gene Ontology annotation, cellular component: cytoplasm. The transcript is spliced from 17 exons. Gene Ontology annotation, biological process: regulation of actin cytoskeleton organization; intracellular signal transduction; protein phosphorylation. Lineage: Eukaryota; Metazoa; Chordata; Testudines; Emydidae. Gene Ontology annotation, molecular function: ATP binding; protein serine/threonine kinase activity. The record is from RefSeq and is a predicted model, not a curated record. The coding region runs from base 277 to 1914 and encodes 545 amino acids.
CGCGCCUGCUGGCUGCCUUGCUCAGAGAGAGCCGCGCCGCGGGGAGUGCGGGGCAGCGAGAAAGAGGAAGCGAAAGCGGCCGCCGGGCGAGAGACAGGGACCAGCUCUGCCGCGACCCGAAGCAGUGUACUCACAUCUUCUUGUCAACUGUUGGGAAUGAGCCGCAUCCACCUCGAUUGAAUUGGCCUCAUUAGCACUGACCCCCCACUCGGAGCCAGCAGAUGAGCCUCGGUGUACUUGGAAUCUUCUGCUGAGUAACAGCUUCUUUUGCUGAAGAUGUCUAAUAAUGGUGUUGAAGCCGAAGACAAGCCUCCAGCCCCUCCAAUGAGAAAUACCAGCACUAUGAUUGGAUCUGGAAGCAAAGAUACUGGGACUUUAAACCAUGGCUCAAAACCUUUGCCCCCCAACCCUGAAGAAAAGAAAAAGAGAGACCGAUUUUACCGAUCUAUAUUGCCAGGAGAUAAAACCAAUAAAAAGAAGGAGAAAGAACGCCCAGAAAUUUCCCUCCCUUCAGAUUUUGAACACACAAUUCAUGUUGGAUUUGAUGCUGUCACAGGAGAAUUCACGGGUAUGCCAGAACAGUGGGCUCGGUUAUUGCAGACCUCCAACAUCACCAAAUCGGAGCAGAAGAAAAACCCCCAGGCCGUGCUCGACGUGCUAGAAUUCUACAAUUCCAAAAAGACCUCCAACAGUCAGAAGUACAUGAGUUUCACAGAUAAAUCUGCAGAGGAGUACGGUUCAUCAAAUACAUUGAAUGUGAAGGCUGUAUCCGAGACCCCUGCAGUCCCGCCGGUUUCAGAAGAUGAAGAUGACGAGGAUGAUGCUGCUCCACCCCCAGUGAUAGCUCCACGACCUGAACACACAAAAUCAGUAUACACCCGUUCUGUGAUAGAGCCCCUUCCACCACCUCCUACCAGAGAUGUGGCCACCUCGCCUAUCUCUUCACCCUCUGAAAACAACACAACAUCCCCUGACACAAUGACCAGGAAUACAGAGAAACAGAAGAAAAAGCCGAAGAUGUCAGACGAAGAAAUCUUGGAAAAAUUAAGAAGUAUCGUGAGCGUGGGUGACCCCAAAAAGAAAUACACACGGUUUGAGAAGAUCGGACAAGGCGCUUCAGGCACAGUAUAUACUGCAAUGGAUGUAGCUACAGGUCAGGAGGUUGCAAUCAAACAGAUGAAUUUGCAACAACAGCCCAAGAAAGAACUUAUAAUUAAUGAAAUCCUUGUAAUGAGGGAAAACAAAAACCCCAACAUUGUCAACUACUUGGACAGUUACCUCGUAGGAGAUGAACUGUGGGUAGUUAUGGAGUAUUUGGCAGGCGGCUCCCUGACGGAUGUUGUAACAGAGACCUGCAUGGAUGAAGGACAAAUAGCAGCUGUGUGUCGAGAGUGUCUUCAGGCUCUGGAAUUCCUGCAUUCAAGCCAAGUUAUUCACAGAGACAUCAAGAGUGACAACAUUCUACUAGGAAUGGACGGCUCCGUCAAACUAACUGACUUUGGUUUCUGUGCCCAGAUAACACCAGAGCAGAGCAAACGCAGCACCAUGGUGGGGACACCUUACUGGAUGGCUCCUGAAGUGGUGACGCGGAAAGCUUAUGGGCCGAAAGUGGACAUCUGGUCUCUGGGAAUCAUGGCUAUUGAAAUGAUUGAGGGAGAGCCUCCUUACCUCAAUGAGAACCCCCUGAGAGCCCUGUAUCUCAUUGCCACCAAUGGUACUCCAGAGCUGCAGAACCCUGAGAAGCUUUCGCCCAUAUUUCGAGACUUCCUGAACCGCUGUCUCGAGAUGGAUGUAGAGAAAAGAGGCUCUGCCAAGGAACUGCUACAGCACCAGUUCCUGAAAAUUGCGAAGCCCCUUUCUAGUCUCACUCCUCUGAUUAUUGCCGCAAAAGAGGCAGCGAAGAACAACCACUAACGCGGAAUCAUCAUAGUCAUCGUGCCAAGUCUUUUCAAUGUUCAUUUCAGACCCUGAAUACAUGCCUUCCUGCUCCUUGGGGGUGCCCAAAACUUUGAUCCCCUGAGAGUGGGCCACAGAAGUAGUAUUUGUUGAAUGUUAAAGGAGGCAUUGCUGAUCUAAAGCCGUGAACAGCCUUCUCACCCUCUUUGUGGGAGAAGACUAUUUUGUAUGGUUGACAAGGUCUUUGUGAGAAUCUCUGAGCCUGAUGUAGCAAAGCCAGUUUGAUUUCAUAUCUCUUACUGUGUUUAUUUUUUAACAUAAGUGUGGAGCCUUAGACCAUGUUUAUCUUAAUAAAUUAAAUCUCUCGCUGGCUGCAUUUUCCCUGCCUCUGCCCAGCUCAGUUGUUACACUACUGAAACUCCUGCAUGCUUUGGAUUACUUGAAUAAUGGAGCAGCCAGCAGAAAUCUGAACAGCUUUAAUAACUGAAAAGGGGGCUGCAAGAGUAUGCAGCACCCGAACACUUCCUCAGUGCUGCCGGACGCCUUGACAGAGAGAGCUGAAAUAUUCCGAAUGAACUUUCUGCAACCAUCGGAGGAUUUAAUUCAUGGAUCACCUUUGUGCUAUGUCUUGUGACUCAGCCUCUGAUUAAAAGAUCCUCUUUCUGUUUUCAUCUCA